UCUGGUGCCAAGAGGGUUUGGAGCCCUUUGUCUCGGAAAAUAAGUUUGCAGCCACCUUCGAAGCUUCAGCUCUCCCUCAACGUCCUUCUUUCUCAUCCAGCUGAACUUCGUCGAAUCGCGAAGAGCGCUUCUCUUCCCGAAUUCGAGUAGUUUUUCCUGUGAUAUACAAGCAAGCAGCCAUGGUGGAACAGACCUUCAUCAUGAUCAAGCCCGAUGGUGUCCAGAGAGGAUUGAUCGCGGAGAUUAUCUCCCGUUUCGAAAAGAAGGGAUUUACUCUGAGAGCUAUGAGGUUGAUGACUGUAGAUAAGUCCUUCGCUGAGACGCACUACCAAGACUUGUCGUCGAAGCCGUUCUUCGCUGGCCUUGUCUCGUACAUCAUGUCUGGACCCGUGGUUGCCAUGGUCUGGGAAGGAAAGAAUGUCAUUGCCACAGGAAGGCUUCUGAUUGGUGCUACCAACCCUGCUCAAUCUGCCCCCGGAACUAUUCGUGGUGACCUCGCCAUUGACAUUGGAAGAAAUGUGAUCCACGGAUCGGAUUCAGCCGAAAGCGCAAAGGCCGAAAUUAACUUGUGGUUUCCCGAGGGUACGUGUGAGUGGAAGAGUGCUAUGCACUCUUGGAUCAAUGAGUAAAAAAUUAUGAUCAGAAUUGAAUUUCACUAAGUCCAUUUUUGACACACUGGCUUGAGACCUCAGCUGCGUGAACCGGAAUUGACCUUAUUAUUGAGACACAAUUUUGCAAUCGAGUAUAGGCAAUGCAUGUAUAUCAGUGGUUAAUCUUUCACUUCCCAGUACAUGAUGAGCUAUGCCAACCUUUGAAAAGUUAUUCUUGAGACCUCAAACGAUGAUA
This is a messenger RNA of Marchantia polymorpha subsp. ruderalis, 846 nucleotides long. The record is from the annotation of a GenBank genome assembly. NCBI's taxonomy places the organism in Eukaryota, Viridiplantae, Streptophyta, Marchantiopsida, Marchantiales, Marchantiaceae.